GACACGUUUAACUCCUGCAACAUGAUCUGGCCUGAGCCGAAGGACGUGUGGUCGACAGCCUUCAUCAUUUAUACGGCCACAGUCGGUUUCUUUGGACCCCUGCUCAUCAUCUGCCUCUGUUACCUCCUCAUCGUUGUUAAGGUGAAGUCCUCUGGGGCUCGGGUGGGCUUCACUAAACGCCGGCGCUCAGAGCGUAAGGUGACUCGGAUGGUGGUGGUGAUUGUGGUGGUGUUUGUGCUCUGCUGGCUGCCGUUCUUCAUCAUCAACAUGGUCAACCUGGUGGUCAUCAUCCCAGAGUCCAGUGCCACUGCUGGGAUCUACUUCUUCGCUGUCAUCCUGUCUUACGCCAACUCCUGUGCAAACCCGCUGCUCUACGGCUUUCUGUCGGACAACUUCAAGCAGAGCUUCAAAAAG
Nematolebias whitei (Rio pearlfish) is the source of this 414-nucleotide messenger RNA. Its product is annotated as somatostatin receptor type 5-like. Gene Ontology annotation, molecular function: neuropeptide binding; somatostatin receptor activity. Lineage: Eukaryota; Metazoa; Chordata; Actinopteri; Cyprinodontiformes; Rivulidae. The record is from RefSeq and is a predicted model, not a curated record. The annotation marks the transcript as partial. Gene Ontology annotation, cellular component: membrane; neuron projection. Gene Ontology annotation, biological process: regulation of insulin secretion; neuropeptide signaling pathway; cellular response to glucocorticoid stimulus. The transcript has 2 exons.